Orbilia oligospora ATCC 24927 is the source of this 531-nucleotide messenger RNA. RefSeq lists its product as uncharacterized. Bases 1 to 531 code for a protein of 176 amino acids. Lineage: Eukaryota; Fungi; Ascomycota; Orbiliomycetes; Orbiliales; Orbiliaceae. The transcript has a single exon. Gene Ontology annotation, molecular function: RNA-DNA hybrid ribonuclease activity; nucleic acid binding. The record is from RefSeq and is a predicted model, not a curated record.
AUGGUUUACACUAUGGAAAUCUAUAUCGACAGUGGCUGUCGAAACCUCGGAACAACCAGAGCGAUAGGCUCAGCCGCCGCUAUUCUCACGAACAAAGGUGAAAGAUCGAACAAGUGGACAACAGACCUACGCCGCGGGCCUCGAUCCCCCCCACCGACAAUCCAGCGGGCCGAACUCACGUCCGUCAUCCUUGCGAUAGAUAUUGCUACGAUUCGGUUUCAAGAGCUAGACACAAAGCCAUACUUAGAUGUCAAAAUUUAUUCCAAUUCCGAAUAUGCUAUCGAUUGCAUGACGAACCGAAUUCAUCAGUGCAACAGAAACGGGUGGAUGGACGAUGCAGGUGACGAGGUUGAGAAUCGCGAUCUCAUGGAGAAGGUUUUGGACCUCGAAGAUUUAUUGAGGGAUAAGGGUGAUGUAUCCUAUUUCCUGAUUCCGUGGGAGGAAAACCAGGAGGCAACUCAAUUCUGUAAUAGAGCUCUGGAUGAUCAAUCUAGGGAACUGGGACCGGAAAAGUACGAGCCGGUAGCUUGA